GAAGCUCAGCAGCCAGACAAGUCAGCAAAUUAUGCUCCUUAGUCACAAGGGACAAAGCUAUCCUUCCCAGUUAGGAAAGGCUGUCAAUUGGGUUACUCAUUAUGUCUAUGACACCAACUGGCUUAUUCUGAGCGCACACAGGGUGAUUAUUUGGGAUCCUUGGUCUCCCAAGUUAGAAGCUAUGCUCUGAAGUUAGACAGGUUACCUGUUUGGCUGUUUGCUAGGUGAGGCCAUAGAUAGGCACUGAGCCAGGUGGGGUUACUUUCUGCUUAGUUAGGUAGAGCCAAAUAAUACUCUGCUAUGAGGUACAGACAACAUGUUGUCCUGGGGAGCAGACAGACAGGCUUUGUGACCACAUUGGUUGCUUGAUAGGGAGGACUGGUAAGUGUGUUCCCUUGGACAGAUGGAGGCACAGGAGCAGAACAGCUGACUGGGCUCUCCCACCAAGAGUGCCACUGAUAGUAGAGACACAGCUGUACCCCCAUCUUAUCAUCCUGCCCCAUUUGUUGUUUUUCUGUGCUCUGCUGAGUCAUUCAGUGCUUUUCAUUGAACAAGAUAGAUGGAGACCUCCCCCAGGGCACCUCAGAGUUCUGGGGAGCUCUAUGUUUGUUUCUGGUUCCCCAGUACAGAGAGACCUUAGGUCCAGGGUCACCAUCUUGGUAAGGCUAAUCCUAGACUGAGGAGGGACAAUGCAGUCAGAGCAAAUGCUUCUUUUCCCUUCACACAUGGCUUUGGUGGCCCAUGGGAAAGGUUAGUCUCAUCUUCCAGUUGCUGUGUUUGAGUCAGGGGGAGGUAGUUGCUGGUUGGUCAUUCUGUGUUGGGCACUAAGUCACAGACAUCCUGACAUCAACAAAGAUGCCUUCCUAACAUAAGGUUAUCUGUCACCAUCUGGCAUUCCUAUUCAGACUGUGGAAACAUCACUCAGGUAAUCUCUUAGCUUGGUUUCUAUGGCAGUAAUAAAACACCAUGAGCAAAAACAAGUUGGUAAGGAAAGGGUUUAUUUGGCUUAUAGUUCCGCAUCAUAGUCCAUUCUUGAAGUCAGGGCAGGAACUCAGGCAGAAACCUGGAGUCAGGAAUUGAAGCAGACACUGUGGUGGCAUAGCUUACUGGCUUGUUCAGUUUGCUUUCUUAUAUAUCCUAGAACAGCAGGUCCUGAGGUGGUGCUGCCCACAGUGACUGGACCCUCCCACAUCAACCAUCAAUCAAGAAAGUGUCACACAUACAUGUCUAACAGGAUGUCCAUCGAACAUGAGAGCACAGAGACAUUUCCCUUUGAACUUAUAUUCCAGCACUUCAAGAGACAGAAAGUGAUGAUUUCUAAUGCGAUAAGAAGUACAUUUCCUUUUCUUGAGAGCCUCCGAGACCAUGGAUUCAUCACUGGUAAAAUGUAUGACGAUUUGCAAGAUUCUUGUAGAGCGCUGAUCCCUGUAGACAGAGUGAUCUACAGAGCCCUGGAAGAACUGGAGAAGAACUUUAAAAUGGAGGUCCUGUGGGAAUUGUUCAAUGAGGUCAACAUGGAGAAGUACCCCGGUUUGAAAUUCAUUUGAAAAUGGUAAUUGGGUUUAACAUCGCCCCUUGAGAGCACAGUCCUUUUUGUUGUCAACAAACAUAUAUUAAGCUUUUAUCAUGUGCCAUAUAUCAUGCAGGGCAGUUGAGGCUAUAGCAAUAUGAAACUAAUGCAUCAUGCACCCCCUGAAAACUUAUGACUAAUGGCUACAGUUGACACCCUCCAGAGCUCUGCUGCUGGGCAUUUAGGCUCUCAGGACAAUGGGAGGCAUACCAUCCUCAGGUUAUGUAGAAGAGGAUAGGAUUAGAAGUGCUGGUUGUCAGUAGGGUAGCACUGUUGUGUCUCUUCAGUGGGAACCCUUAUAACGAUAUACAUGGCAGUACAUGGUUACUGCCCUCCUUGAGUGACAGCUCAGCUGUGGAUGCAGGAUCCAUCUUAGUGUAGCACCUCAUGCUCAUAGAAACCAAUAAUCUGUGAGCCAGCUCUUCAAUCCCAUCUCACCCAUCUUCAAAGCUGCUGGGGCUUCCCUUUGGUAUGUUCCAGAUCCUAGACCUUUGAUCCAUGCAAACCUCCUGUUUCUUCUUACCAUUGUGAUACCCUGGAAGCCAUGUUUUGCUUCUCUUUUUCCUGUUCUGAUGUAGUCCUUUACUCCCCUCUGAACACUGUAAUUGCAACAUAGCUGACAGAGUUUCUUUUCCUUUUUUGUUCUUGACCUUGAGUGUUUCAUUUCUGUGUGGACAACAUAAAGUCAAUUCUGGGAGUCUUCUCUCUCCCAGGGAAUGAUGGGUGAACCUUGUCAUGGGAAGCCCAUUGAACUUGGAGUGACUGGAGAGCUAGAAAUCCCUAAAUGUGUAAUUGUGAAACACUGUCCCUUUUCCCUGCUAGAGAUGUCUAAUGGCUUCCUCUU
Molecule: messenger RNA, 2414 nt
Organism: Grammomys surdaster
Lineage: Eukaryota; Metazoa; Chordata; Mammalia; Rodentia; Muridae
Product: nuclear autoantigen Sp-100-like
Exons: 3
Coding region: 1224-1547 (107 amino acids)
Biological process (GO): regulation of transcription by RNA polymerase II
Cellular component (GO): nucleus
Molecular function (GO): DNA-binding transcription factor activity, RNA polymerase II-specific
Source: RefSeq, a predicted model, not a curated record